AUGGUUAACGAGAGGCCCAGGCAGUUUGGCGGUCCAUCCCGCUACGCGUCAGCACCUCGGUCGCAAGCAACAGGAACAACUGUUUCUGCGUCACCAGCUGCUUCCAGAGCGGCAAGACUGGGGCUCGGGCUGGGUAAGGGCGCCGGCGGUAUAGGGAAAGGAAAUGGGUUAGGAAAAGGCGGACUUAAGCGUCACAUGAAAAUUCGGAAAGACAACAUAUACGGGAUUUCGAAGAACGAUAUACGUCGGUUAGCUCGCCGUGGCGGAGUGAAGCGCAUUUCGGCAACAACAUAUGAUGAUAUCCGUCAAGCUCUCAAGGAGAGGCUGCACCGGAUAUUGAAAGAUGUAUGCGCCAUCUUGGACUCAAGUGGGCGCCAAACUGUUACGGUCACUGACAUCGUCUUCACCCUUCGACGACUUGGCAAUCCCAUCUACGGUUUCGAGCCCGCCUUCUUGAAUGUUCGCUAA
Messenger RNA from Alternaria arborescens, 468 nucleotides. RefSeq lists its product as hypothetical. Gene Ontology annotation, molecular function: DNA binding; protein heterodimerization activity; structural constituent of chromatin. Gene Ontology annotation, biological process: nucleosome assembly. NCBI's taxonomy places the organism in Eukaryota, Fungi, Ascomycota, Dothideomycetes, Pleosporales, Pleosporaceae. The transcript is spliced from 5 exons. Bases 1 to 468 code for a protein of 155 amino acids. The record is from RefSeq and is a predicted model, not a curated record.